This is a messenger RNA of Apis laboriosa (Himalayan honeybee), 6801 nucleotides long. It is a transcript of the gene pdm3, whose product is annotated as POU domain, class 6, transcription factor 1. The record is from RefSeq and is a predicted model, not a curated record. The transcript is spliced from 14 exons. Lineage: Eukaryota; Metazoa; Arthropoda; Insecta; Hymenoptera; Apidae. Gene Ontology annotation, biological process: regulation of transcription by RNA polymerase II. Bases 1992 to 4085 code for a protein of 697 amino acids. Gene Ontology annotation, molecular function: RNA polymerase II cis-regulatory region sequence-specific DNA binding; DNA-binding transcription factor activity, RNA polymerase II-specific.
UCCAAGUUUUCGCGCCGAGCUUCGACCGCGCAACGUGCACACCACGCUGCCACCGACACGAGGGCAGAGGGGAUCCGAUUGUCCAGCCAACGUUCGACCAAUCCAUCGAUCGUCGUUCACCGGAUCACCGAUCGAUUUUAAGGAUCCGUCGAUCGAGAGUCCACCACCGGCCCACCAUCGGUAGCGAGCAUUCGAAACGGAUCUUGGUGCGAGUGAGAAACGACGCGGAGGGAUCUCGCUGGUCGGGAUAACGGGAUGUAAAGUAGAGAGGAAUAACGAAAAGUGGAGGAAGUUGAACAAGUGAAACGCGACGACUGUGAUCGGCAAGUGUGCGAGUUCGAGAGUGAUCAGGGAAUCAGAGCGUAGAGGUGCGUGCGCCAGUCGGCACGUGGACGCACCAAAGGAACACGUUAUAUAUAUGUAUAUAUAUACACACACACAUACACAUAUAUACAUAUACAUAUAUACAUAUAGAGACACGCAUUCCUGACUGUUGGUCGUUCGAUCAACACGGUAACAGUGAAGCGACGAAACGGCUGUGACGCGUCCAGUGGAAUAAGUGUCCAUUGUCCGACCGCUACGUGCAUAGACUACUGGUGUGCGUCCGGAUCGAUUGACCCGUGGGGUUCGGCGAAGAGGACUCAUUCCACUGGCUUAUUUCGGUGGACUCGGCGAGUGAAUUACGAGGGGCCAAGGGUUCACGUGUACGCUCGAAGACUGUCGAAAAUAUAUUAUCGCGAGGGCCACGUGCGGGAGGCACUAAACGUGGCAGGUGCUACGGACAGGUGGUGGCCGAGUUAAUUGCACGGCAAUAAACGUAGACAUUCUGCGAAAGAUUGAUCAACGGCCUCUAUCUACCUAUCUACCUACCUCUCUUUGCGUGUACAUGGUGCGUACGUGUACGGUGUGCUCUGGCCAAUUGCAGGGAGAAGGAGCUCGGUAUCAUCCACGGCCUCUAACGACUCCGCCGCGUCGGUUCUGCGAUAAAAGUGACCACUACACAAGGACUUCUCCGGACUUCUAACAAACUCCUAAUUAUCGCUGCGGGUAAUUGCGACACGCACGUGACCGUCGUCUCUCUCGGCCGUGUUCCCCGGCGUGGAAUCGCGCGCGAUAACCACGCUCGACGCGCACAUCGCCUGACAAAUAGAAUAAUUAAAAUCACAUUAAAGGAACGCUCGUGUUCGCGCACCGACUCGCGCGUUAUCUCGAACGAACUCGCGUUGCCGGAUAUUUCACGGAUUUAUAAAAUUGUUUCGGUUGUGGCAGUUAUCACGGAUUAUUACGACGGAUGGACGGAUAAAACGUGAGUUUUUUUUUUUUUUUCCAAUCGUGAGUUAAUAACGAGAAGGUGUAUAUAUAAUACCAGUUUCUAGAGUUGGAAUUCCUUCCGGGUGGCAGGAACGAUCGAAGAAACGAGAGGAGAAGGAAUCGACGACGCAUAUUAUCGGGAUCGCGGGCAAUUAACUGUUUGCUUCUUAAUCGCUCCUAAUUACUCACAAUUACCCGGCGUAAUUAAGUAGGCUGAUGUCACCGGCGGUCGAUGUAUUUGUGAAUCGUUUGUCCGUCGACGUCGGUCCACCGUCGCCAUCCGGGCUGUUGCCUGUCGUCGUCGCUGCUCGUUGGAAAAUUACCGGGGGAUCGUGAAAAAGGGGAAAGAGGAAGGUGAGCGCGGCGAGAGAUCGAGCGGUAGAGGGCCGCUUCGGAGAGUUCGAAUCGUUCGUGUUUUGGAUCGGAGGAAAGAAAAGAAAAAAGAGAAAAAAAAGGAAAGGGAACGAUCCGAAGGGAAGAUCGAUCGAAAGGGAGACAGAGGUCGGACUCGGUCGGAUUGGGGGAAGGACGAAGAUACUCGGAGAGGCGUUCGUUCGAGCAGGUGGCAUCGAGGUGAAUAAAUAUAGCAAGAAGUCGAGAGUACCCGCGUCAGGACGACGUCCCACGUACAACAAUCACAGGUCGCUUCAGAUUACGAGUCCCCGGGAUGCAAGGCUGACAUGGCAGAGGGUUCGGCCGAGGAGGAACAGAGCAGUACCGCUGCGCCCGCUUCCCCGCCAGCUGAUCUUCGCACUCUGAACACCCAAUUGUCGCCGCCUUAUCACCACCAGUCCCAUCUCCAACCUCGUCUUCAGCAUCUGCAGCAUCCCAACAUGUUGGCGACCGCCGUGCCGCCCAGGCACAGCCACAGUAUGCUGUCUCAUCAGGUGAAAACGGAAGCCGAGUUGGACGCGCCCUGUGAUGUGCCAUUGAAUCUCAAGAGCGAGCGUUGGUGGGCGGAUUUACGAGCACGACCGGCGUCGGCAUCAUCCACCGAUAGCGAUAGAAGUAGCGUUGGCAGUCCUGAACCGGUGGCGGCCACUGGCUCGCUCCAUGAGCAUCAGAUGAUGAUGGAUGAAAUGAAAAACUCGCGGAAGAAUAGCCCGUCACCUGAAAAUCUCCAUCAAGCGAAACGGGCAGCGGUGGCGCAAGCACAUCUCAAUGGAACGAUGGCAGGAAUGGUGACCCUACAGAAUCUUCAGAAUUUGGCGAGUCUACAAAAUCUACCGCAAGUCGCAUCGUUGGCCGCAGGUCUCCAGGGAAUGACAGCGGGAUUGACUAACAAUCAGCUCAUCAACACACCCCUGAAUCUCACUGUCAGCUCCUCGGCGAAUGAAUUUUCAUGUUCAGGUGGCACGGUACCAACAGCCUCGAACACGACAGCUGCCCCUCACCUCCUGCCACCGAGCUCGACACCAAUGGCGACAUUACCUCAGCUAUUAUCUCAGCCGCAACCGGUCGCGAUGCCUCAAUUCAUCCUAACGUCCGGUCAAUUGGUUCAAGGCAUUCAAGGGGCUCAGCUCCUUAUCCCUACGUCGCAAGGAAUAGCCACCCAAACUAUUCUCACCAUCCCUGUCAGCCACGUCACGAAUAAUCAAAUGGUGAACUUGGCGCUCAGCAACGGACAAGUGGUGUCUACGACCUUGGCGAACCUUCAGUCGAUCGCUCAACCGCAGAACAUGCUGAACACGCCGACUAGCAAUGGUGAAUUUACAGUCCCAACAAGUCCGAGUUUAGCAUCCGGAUUAGGGUUAAAUCCGGCCGCCUUACCGCACCUUCUGAGCAACAGCUCGGCCAGCCAGCAACUUCUGAGCGCGAUGCAGCCUCAGCAACUGCUCCAGGCCGCGCAGGCGGCUCAGGCUCAAGCGGCACAAGCGGUCCAAGCUGCACAGGCCUCUCAACAACCGCUUCUGACCACCUCGCCCCAGCAGCACGGUCAUCGACACACCUCUCAUAUGAAUCAUUACACGCCGACGGAGAAACAUCACAGAGAGAGGCCCGAGCAGUCGUCGCCUUUGAACGAGUCCGUGGUAUCCGCAGCCUCGGCCCUGAACAGACUGGCGGCCAGCAACGGGGAAAUAACGAUCACGACCACGCAUGGACCUAGUGGAGCCGGGGUGAAGGCGAGUGUCACGCCGAGCAGCAUGCACAAUCCUAAGAAGGAGGAGGAGGAUCUCAAUGAUUCACCUAAUCAACCGACGAUCAACGAGGCCACGAACAACGUAGUCGACGGGAUAAAUCUGGACGAGAUCAAGGAAUUCGCUAAGGUGUUCAAGUUUCGCAGAUUGUCGCUGGGUCUGACGCAGACCCAGGUGGGACAGGCCCUGAGCGUGACAGAGGGGCCAGCUUACAGCCAAAGUGCCAUAUGCAGUGCCCUGGCUACCCAGAUGUACGCUGCCUCGCAGAUUGCCUCUCAGCAGCAAGCUACAUUCGAAAAAUUGGACAUCACGCCAAAAAGUGCGCAAAAGAUUAAACCGGUCCUCGAAAGGUGGAUGAAAGAGGCUGAAGAAAGGCACAAGAGCGGGCUACAUCAGCUGACGGAUUUUAUCGGGGUGGAAACGAACAAGAAACGAAAGCGACGAACUUCGUUCACCCCCCAGGCUUUGGAAUUGUUAAACGCUCACUUCGACAGAAAUACUCAUCCUAAUGGUAAUGAAAUCACGAACUUGGCGCAACGCCUCGGAUACGACCGAGAAGUGAUCAGGAUUUGGUUCUGUAACAAGAGGCAAUCCUUGAAAAACGCGGUGAGACUGAUGUCGAAGGACGUUGUGUAAAAGUGCUAGGACAAGAUUGGUCGCGAAUGGAACCAGUGAGCAAAUAUAAUUAAAAAAAAAAAAAAGAAUGAAAAUAAGAAGCUUUAAGGACUCGAAUUUUACGUUGCACGAGUUGAAUUCGUCGAGAUUCGAAUAGCGUUUCAUUCAUCGAUCACUUCGACGAAACCAGGGACGGAUCGAUGAAUAAUCGCGUGAACAGGAAUUUCAAACAACAACGGGGGACAAAGAGAAAAAGAAGUAACAGCGAAUCUCGGCGUCGCGUUAAUAAAAUAAUUCGGAGAAAUUAGCGCGUUCCGAAGGAAUCGCUUUAAAAAGUCAUGCACGAUACUCGUCGAGCCAUGAAUUUUUAAAGGCGCGCUCUCGACGAUCGAUGUAAAGAUCAUCAUUGUGAUUGCAGGCGUAUACGAGACCUAUUCUGUAAAUAGUUUUAACCUACGGUUAAUGUGAUGUACAGGAGUCGAGCGUUUGUAACGUUGAUAAUUGCCUUAACCGCCAUCGUCUUAUCCGAUAUUUCGUUAAACGAAGAAAAAAAAAAAAAGUAUGAAAUCGAUUAAGAAAUUAAAAAAAAAUUUUAUCGACCAUGAACCAAGUCAGUGUGAUUUUCCUAUUGGCAGCCGGUAAGAAAGCGACUGACGAUAAUGUAAAUUCCUAUGGGUGAUACACGAAAUAUUAUCGAUUAAUGAUAAAACAGGAAACCUUUUAAAUUUUAAAAAGAUUAAUAAAUUCUUCGGGAAAGAAUUGAAAAAAAAAAAAGAAAAACUCGUGUAUCAUUCGUAUCAAGGGACGGAACACGAUAAGACGUAAAUCAAACAACAAUUAUCAAGUCGCGUCUCGGCUCGUGAAACUAGGAUAAGUAAUUCCGUUAAGUAAUCGCACAGAUAACGCUAGUUCGUGAAACGAUCGAGAAGCUUCCAGCUACUGAGAAUCGUCUGUCAUUAUGAAAUCAACAGACGAAGCACAAAAAUCGUGGAUCGUACGGAAAAUACGAUCGAACUUUGAAAUCGUUCGAAGAGUUCGAAUGAUAUUUUUCGUACGAGAUCCCAUCGAGAAUCAUGAGAUCGAGGAACGGACCAGUGUGUUCGGUCCUUUCGCACACAGAAAAGAACAUAGUUGAAGCAACGAGAACAGCAAACAGUAACAAUACCGAUAACGAACAAUAACAAACAGCAACAACAGUACCGUCACGUUCACAUGCCAUACACAGCGGGAUACAAUUCAGUUGUUCACACAGGAAAUAGAAACGGAAAAGUUUUGACAGUACCGCCGCUAUCGUUUAUGACGAUCCAUCAUCCAACUCUUUUUAUUUUCAUUCUUACCGGUGAAACAACCACUCGUUUACAGGCUUCGUUAGGGAAAAAGAAGAAAAAAAAAAAAAAGAAAAGAAAGAUGUUUCAACCAUAUUGUUCUCUGGGUGUGCUCGUCUGUAUAAAUUAUACGCGUGUAUUUUAGAUAAAAAAAAAAAAAAAAAAAAUUGAUCGAAAGGGAAAAGCAAAAAGUCACGAGGGAAACGAGGAUAGAGAAAACAAAAGAAGAAAAAAAAUAAAACGAAAGAAAAAUGAAAAAGAAGAAACUUUGUAGCGAGUAAAUUAAUGCAAUAACGUCUUUUUGAAAGUAUAUUAUCGAUCGAUCAUAAGAAUCCUCCUAAUACCCUUUUAAAAUUCUAUUCGAACCGGAAACGAGAAAAGGGACGUUUGAAAGUGGUUUGACGUUUUUCCCCCGCAAGAAAUAAACAUGGAAGAAAAAAAGUUACUAGUCCGUAAUAAUCUGCCAUAUAACGAGGUAUACGUAUUAAACAUUUACGCAUCUUUCGUUCCUAAAUGUUCGAUCUGCUUGGCCGCUGGUGAUUGUAUCGAUAUAUUUAUAUUUGGUACGCGUCCCGUCUAUUCAGUCCAGGGAAAUAUGCAAUCGAAUUACCCGCCUCAAAGUAAGGAAAAUACAAAAAAAGGAUCGAAUAAAUUCAAUUCUUCCUUUGACUGGAAAGAAAAAAAAAAAAAAAAAAAAGAAAGAAAGAAAAGAAACUGAACUCUUUGCUUCUAGUUAAAGUAAAAAUUGAACGAAUCGCUGACAGUUUCAGAAAGAUUCAAAAUCAUCUUUUUUUAAUUCUCACGAAAAAUCGAUAGAUUGCUGGAAGAAUGAAUCAUCAAAAUCACGGCGAUCGAUAUCCGGCGUUCAUUGGAUUCUCAAGAGCCGUAAUAUAAAAGAUAAUCUUGCGGUAAAAUUUGUGCGAAGCCGACCGAAAUAGUUAUCACCGACAUAAAUUCCAUGAAAUAAACGUUAGCUGGGUAUAUACACUGGUAUACAUAUAUAUACAUAUGAAUGUACGUAUUAUAUACGUGUGUAUAACACAGCCACGAGCAGGCAACGUGCACUCUAUAACGAUACUAAUUCGAUUGCAAAUUCACCACGCGAGGACACUGAUAAAUGCGUGCUAGUGAAUCACGCGUUCCAUAACCGUCAUUGGCGGGGAUUAAUUUCACUUCCGGUUACGCGAUUCAGGCCGCCAUUUGAAACGCGUCGUUAUUCACAAGAUGGCGGUGUUCUCCGACCGAGACGGGACGCGGUACGACCAGGGACAGGUUUUUCCAAUUUCCACGGACGAAUCUUCGUAUUUAUUAUAACGCAUCCAGAGGAAUGGUUCGUUAGUUAAAAUGAAAAAAGUAAAAAAAAAAAAAAAAAAAAACGAAAAAAAAAGAGGAAGAAGGAAGAGGAGGAGGAA